CGGGGCAGAGGCAGCCAUGAGGCGGCCGGCGGGGCUGCUGGCGUUGGUGGUGGCGGCGGCGGCGGCGUUGGAGCCGGUCAGCGUCAGCCUGGCCAUCACGGCGGCCUCAGUGCUGACCGGCUUCCUCGCCCAGCCCCGCUUCUACUGCGGCUUCGUGGAGUGCUGCCUCCCCGACGACCACUGUCUCGACCCGGCAGCCCUGCAGCAGUCCCUGGAACAGAGGCUCUUCGGGCAGCACUUGGCCCAAGAGGUCACCCUGAAGGCGCUGACCGGCUUCAUCCAGAACCCCAACCCGAAGAAGCCACUGGCCCUCUCGCUGCACGGCUGGGCCGGGACGGGCAAAAACUUCAUCAGCCAGAUCAUUGCCGAGAACCUUUACCCAGCCGGCCUGAAGAGCAAAUUCGUGCACCUGUUUCUUUCCACGCUGCAUUUCCCGCACGAGCACCUGGUCCCCCACUACAAGGACCAGCUGCAGAAAUGGAUCCACGGGAACGUGAGCGCCUGCGCAAAGUCUGUCUUCAUCUUCGACGAAAUGGAUAAGCUGCACCCGGGGCUGAUUGACGCCAUCAAACCCUUCCUGGAUUACUAUGAGCAGAUCGACGGCGUGUCGUAUCGGAGAGCCAUCUUCAUCUUCCUCAGUAACGCGGGAGGAGACCUGAUCACGAGAGUCGCACUUGAGUUUUGGAGGAGCGGCCGAGAGAGGGAAGAGAUCCAGUUGAAAGAUUUGGAAGCGGUCUUAUCUUUGGGGGUUUUCAACAACCGGAACAGUGGCCUGUGGCACAGCAGCCUGAUCGACCGAAACCUCAUCGAUUACUUUGUGCCUUUCCUUCCCCUGGAGUACAAGCAUGUCAAAAUGUGUAUCCGGGCAGAGAUGAAAUCCCGCGGCAACGCCAUCGACGAAGAGAUCGUUGAAAAGGUGGCAGAAGAGAUGACCUUUUUCCCCAAAGAAGAGAAGAUUUACUCAGACAAAGGCUGUAAAACCGUGCAGACUAAGCUGGAUUUCUACUAAGGGUUUCUAUUUUUUAAGGGUCCCAAAAACAAGGGAGAAAAUAUUUGCAACAAUUUCCUCUGUAUGCACUGUAAAAAAAAAAAAAAAAGCAAAAAAAGGAAGUCUCUGGACAUGCACUUUUUAAAAAUUUGGGGCAGUUUUUUUUACAGCCCCCUGGAACCUUUUGGGGUGCUGUUUCCUCUUCCCCAGAUGUGGUCACCCAAAAAUAUUGCUCUGGGCAUCUUUCACUGUACUGCACUUUUUAACACUCGCUAGUGGGAGGCGUAGAAGAUAUAAUUCAAUCUAUUGGCAGGGAGAAUUGAAGAGUUACUCAAUUUGAUUAUUCCUGGCGGUCUGAAUGAACUAAACAAAGGUCUGAGCUGACCAGUUGUAAAGUAAAGCCACUGCAUGUUACACAAGAUCUGUCUUCCUAUCUCACCCCAUGCGCAUCCCCGCCAAAAAAUAGUUUUUGAGAAUUUCAGGUUAGAGAAAGGUCAAAACCAAAGUGUGCCUUGUUAGGUCAAUGUUGAUGAGUGUCACGUUGUAGAGAUUGUGUCAAUUCAAGGUAUCUUGUGGACCAAGUUGAUAAAAUAGUUCCUGAGCUUGUUGAGACUAAGCUAAGGACCUGCUCAAUCGGAGGGAAAGUUUCUAUUUGACAAUCAUUCUUUUGUCUGGAUCAA
Messenger RNA from Notechis scutatus (mainland tiger snake), 1668 nucleotides. RefSeq names its product torsin family 1 member B (gene TOR1B). Gene Ontology annotation, molecular function: ATP hydrolysis activity; ATP binding; kinesin binding. NCBI's taxonomy places the organism in Eukaryota, Metazoa, Chordata, Lepidosauria, Squamata, Elapidae. Gene Ontology annotation, biological process: protein localization to nucleus; nuclear membrane organization. The record is from RefSeq and is a predicted model, not a curated record. Gene Ontology annotation, cellular component: endoplasmic reticulum; endoplasmic reticulum lumen; nuclear envelope.